Helianthus annuus (common sunflower) is the source of this 2479-nucleotide messenger RNA. RefSeq names its product protein EXECUTER 1, chloroplastic. The transcript has 12 exons. The coding region runs from base 52 to 2154 and encodes 700 amino acids. Gene Ontology annotation, cellular component: thylakoid membrane. Lineage: Eukaryota; Viridiplantae; Streptophyta; Magnoliopsida; Asterales; Asteraceae. Gene Ontology annotation, biological process: singlet oxygen-mediated programmed cell death; response to singlet oxygen. The record is from RefSeq and is a predicted model, not a curated record.
CUACAUCCUUAUCUUUUCUAAUAUCCUACAAACCCCACUCACUUCUCUCCGAUGGCGUCUGUCUCUCCCCCAAACUUCCCACCCUCCGUACGCAUCUCCGAUCCCCUUCACACUCUCCACAAACUCACCCACACCUACACCACCCCCAAAUUCACACACACUUCUCGAUCAAACCCUACCCCAACCUAUUCCUCCAAUCUAUUCACUCACUCCGCCCCUAGGGUUUUGGAUUCUUCAACAAUUUGUCGAUCUCACAAAAGCUUCGAUGACGGAAGCAACCCGAUGGAUGACGAAAGCCCUAUCCGGUGGGACGAGGUGAUUCAGCAGAAUGUUAGGAGUGUGAUUAAGUGGUUUGAUGAUUAUGUUAGGAAGAAUAUUGUUCAGGUGGAGAGUGGUGAGGUGAAGAAGGACGGUGAGGUUGUGGUGGAUGGAGAUGAGGUUUGGGAUUGGGAGCGGUGGAAGAAGCAUUUUGAUGAGGUGGAUGAAAAGGAGCGGAUUGUGUUGUUGUUGCAGGCCCAACUAAAGCAUGCUGUUGCCAAUGAGGACUAUGAAGAUGCUGCUAGGAUCAAGGUUGCAAUUGCAGCAGCUGCUAAUAAUGAUACUGUUGGCAGGGUGAUGUCUCAGUUGAAUAAAGCCAUAAAAGAGGAGCGUUACAAGGAUGCAGCAUUUGUACGAGAUUACGCUAGUGCAGGUUUGGUUGGUUGGUGGGCUGGAUUUUCAGAUGAUAGCAAGGACCCAUAUGGUCGAAUCAUCCGUAUAAGUGCAGAACACGGAAGAUACCUCGCAAGAAGUUAUAGUCCCAGGCAGCUUGCCAAGGCCGCAGAUGGUGCCCCUUUGUUCGAGAUAUUUAUUACAAUGAACGAAAAAGGAGAAUACAAGCAUCAGGCUGUAUACCUCAAACGUAAAGGGGGUCCUCAGGAUUUUUCAAUUUAUUCCUCCAAGUCACCUGGUGUUAGUAUCAUCAACACCAUGAAUACCGUGGACCCCAUGGGUGACAAAGGUGAUGUAUUUGCAAAAGAUAAUGAAGAUACAGAUGAUGAAGAAUAUAGUUUCGAGAAUAUUCUGCGGGAUAUAAUUCCCGGUGCAAAAGAUGUGAAAAUUAAGGUUAUGAAUGUGACAUCGCCAGGAAAAAUAGACCGGGAUUUAAUAUCGAAAGUGGUUGAACAAAUUAUUGAUGAAGAAGAUGAAGAAGAAGAUGACGAUGAUGUUGAUGAGGAUGAGGGCGAGGAUACAGAGGAAGCCAAAGAUGAAACUGAUGGUGUUGAAAAUGAAUAUGAUAUUGAUAUUGAUAUUGAUGCUGGUAAUACCAUAAUUGAUGGGGAAAAUGAUAGGCAAAUUGCGGUCAAAGUGGUCGUUGGUGGUUUAGCACAAAAAGUGUCCAAUGAUGCAUCUCAUAAAGAUUUAGUUCGAGUGCCGGCUAAGCUUGAAAAGAAAAACCGUUCGUCAUUCACUUUCUCUAUACAAAAAGAUGAAAAUGAUCAAUCGGGCAAUGCACAAUCUUUAAGUCAGAAAGAUGCUAAGAUUCAAGGUACUCGUAGUAUCGACACUGUUAUGGUUAACUUUGCCAAAUAUAUUGGAACAGGAAAGAUACCCAUGAAGGUGCUUAAAGAUGUGAAUCGGUUGAUAAAUCUCAGCCUUAGUCAGGCUCAAAACCGUCAACCUUUAUCUGGAUCUACAACGUUUAACAGAAUCGAGCUUCCCUCUAAUCGUGAUCCUUUAAAUGGAUUAUAUGUUGGUGCACAUGGGAUAUACACUUCUGAGGUGAUUCAUCUAAAACGAAAAUUCGGGCAAUGGAAAGAAGAUGGUAACAUGAAGAAUUUUUCAAAUCUCGAGUUUUACGAGUAUGUAGAAGCCGUAAAGAUUACUGGGGAUCCUUAUGUUCCAGCUGGACAGGUUGCAUUUCGUGCAAAAAUUGGUACCAAGUAUCAGCUCCCUCAUAGAGGCAUCAUCCCGGAAGAAUUUGGAGUGAUCGCUCGAUAUCGGGGACAAGGGAGGCUUGCAGACCCGGGAUUUCAAAAUCCGCGAUGGGUUGAUGGUGAACUUGUUAUUUUGGACGGAAAGUACAUUAAUGGUGGUCCUGUUGUUGGGUUUGUAUACUGGGCCCCUGAGUCCCAUUUCUUGGUGUUCUUUAAUCAGCUUAGCCUGCAGGAGUAAGAUGCUCUUUGUACAUGAAUCUUCACAAAUCUUUUUUUCUAGCUGGUUAAGAUCGUAUAGUGUCAGAUGACUUGUGGAAUCCUAAGAGUGAAGCAAGGAGGUGUAGUUAGUCUUCCAUUAGAGUCAAUGACCGAUGUAAUUAACAUGUGUUAUCUAGGGAGGGGACGCCUCAUUUGAUGUAUGUAAGUUGGUUACUGCAUCCCAACAUCUAAAUCAAUCAGUCUUGAUAAUAAGUCCUCAAUAGAGAAAGUUCAAAUUUUGUUGCCUUUUUGUCUUGUACAUUGUUUUUUUUUUUUAUAAACUAGUUUCAGUUGGUUUUGACUCA